AUGGAAUAUUGUCAUCGUAACGAAUGUUUGGUUUGUAAUUCACGUGCACAUUCAUCUCGAUUGUGCCUUACAUGUCAAAGUGAACCUAGGGAUGAUUUUUAUUUAUUAUGUUUAACAAAAUUAAAAGACGAAAUGGAAAGUUACGAAUCAUUAAAAGCCAAAAGUUUGGAAAUGAAUGAUAUACUGGAUACAUUUAAUAUUCCAAACCCAGAAACAAGUUAUGAUUCGUCUAUUCAUGAAGUUGAUGACUAUGCCAAAUCUUUACUUGAUCUUUACACAGAUAUUUUGAACCACGAUAUUACUCCAUGGAGUAAUAUCGCGGUUUCGACUGGAGCUCCAGUCGAAACGGCUGGUGAAGGUGACUGUAUGUUCCACGCUUUUCGUGUAUUCUAUCCCGAAAUGACUAUAGACGAGAUACGUCUUAGAACUGUCGAAGAACUCUGUCUACAUGAACAGUAUUACACAGCCAAAUUGGAGACGACAGAUUUGGAAUUCGUCGAUGAUGAACCGGUACAAGAUCACGUAUUACGAAUACUCAAUAACGG
Molecule: messenger RNA, 545 nt
Organism: Didymodactylos carnosus
Lineage: Eukaryota; Metazoa; Rotifera; Eurotatoria; Philodinida; Philodinidae
Source: the annotation of a GenBank genome assembly